AUGUUCGUGUUGAACUGCAUUGCAUUGACGAUUCUGGUGACUUUGGUAUUCACAAAGGAUUUCCAUGAUGUUGAAAGAAGAAAGAGAGCAGCUCCCUCAGAUGCCCCUUGGAAAACUUUUGUCGCCCAAAACUUGCAGUUCGGCGACCAUGACUUCUAUUCUACUCUCUUUGUAGAAGUUCAAAAAAGCGUGCCUCGGAGUUUCGUAUACGGGAAAUAUUACAGGAUACCAUUUGCAAAAUUGACGGCACUACCAUGA
Haemonchus placei is the source of this 258-nucleotide messenger RNA. The record is from the annotation of a GenBank genome assembly. Lineage: Eukaryota; Metazoa; Nematoda; Chromadorea; Rhabditida; Trichostrongylidae.